GUCGUCUAUUUAAAAAUGAGAAUACGAACUAAUAAACCAACCAAAAAGACCGUAUUGCUUAAACGUGUCAAUAAGAAUUUACAAGAAGAAUAUGUGCGACCACAUGCAUAUACUGCGCAAGACAAUGAAAUUCAAGUUUCGUUGGGUUCAAUAAAUAAUGGAUAUGACAGCAGUAAAAAUUUACGAGAAGGUCCAUCAUGCAGAAGUCAGUUUAUUAAUAACGAUUUCGAUUACAGUUUCUCUACAGCUUCAGAUGCAAUGAAUAGCGUUUCAGACACAAUGAGCGACAGUGACCAACUUAUUAAUGAUUUCGAAAGCGAUUUUUUUACAACUUCGGAUGCACUGAGUAGCGCUUCGGACACAAUAAGUAGUAGUGACCAAUCAAUGGUUACGAGUGAAAUUGAAUUACAAGAGACGAAAACAGAAUGUGCACAAUCUAUAGUAGAAGACAAUGGAAUUAAUUUUCAGCUACUAUCCGGAGAGUAUG
Messenger RNA from Dentiscutata erythropus, 487 nucleotides. NCBI's taxonomy places the organism in Eukaryota, Fungi, Glomeromycota, Glomeromycetes, Diversisporales, Gigasporaceae. The record is from the annotation of a GenBank genome assembly.